Molecule: messenger RNA, 1038 nt
Organism: Miscanthus lutarioriparius
Lineage: Eukaryota; Viridiplantae; Streptophyta; Magnoliopsida; Poales; Poaceae
Source: the annotation of a GenBank genome assembly
AUGAGGAUGGCUGCGCCAUGGGUUAUUGCCUGCAGCUUCUUGCUCUCCUUGGCGACCUUCCAGGGAGCUGAGGGUGCGAUUGGCGUGAACUACGGCAUGAUCGCCAACAACCUGCCGGCGCCGGAGCAGGUGAUCUCCAUGUACAAGGCCAAGAACAUCAACUACGUGCGCCUGUUCCACCCGGACACGUCCGUGCUGAACGCGCUCCGCGGCUCCGGCAUCGGCGUCGUCCUGGGCACGCUGAACGAGGACCUCCCGCGCCUGGCGUCCGUCCCGUCCUACGCCGCGUCGUGGGUGGCCACCAACGUGCAGCCCUUCGCGGGCGCCGUCCAGUUCCGGUACAUCAACGCCGGCAACGAGGUCAUCCCGGGGGACACCGCGGCGCAGGUGCUCCCGGCCAUGCAGAACCUGGAGUCGGCGCUCCGGUCCGCGGGGGUCACGGGCGUCCCCGUCACGACGGCCGUGGCCACGAGCGUGCUCGGCACGUCGUACCCGCCGUCCCAUGGCGCCUUCUCCGAGGCGGCCGCGCCGGUGAUGGCGCCCAUCGUGUCGUACCUGUCGUCCAGGGGCGCGCCGCUGCUGGUGAACGUGUACCCGUACUUCGCCUACUCGGGCAGCGGCGGGCAGGUGGCGCUCGGGUACGCGCUGCUGUCGGCGGACGCCGGCGGCGCGGUGUCGUCGGUGACGGACGGCGGGGUGGUGUACACCAACAUGUUCGACGCGAUCGUGGACGCGACGCACGCGGCGGUGGAGAAGGCCGGGGUGCAGGGGCUGGAGCUGGUGGUGUCGGAGACCGGGUGGCCGUCGGGCGGCGGCGGCGACGGCGCCACCGUGGAGAACGCGGCGGCGUACAACAACAACGUGGUGCGGCACGUCGGCGGCGGCACCCCGCGGCGGCCCGGGAAGGCCGUGGAGACGUACCUGUUCGCCAUGUUCAACGAGAACGGCAAGGCCGAGGGCGUGGAGCAGCACUUCGGCAUCUUCCAGCCGGACAUGAGCGAGGUCUACCACGUCGACUUCACGGCGGGUUCUUCCUAG